Messenger RNA from Electrophorus electricus (electric eel), 5574 nucleotides. It is a transcript of the gene lamb4, whose product is annotated as laminin, beta 4. NCBI's taxonomy places the organism in Eukaryota, Metazoa, Chordata, Actinopteri, Gymnotiformes, Gymnotidae. The record is from RefSeq and is a predicted model, not a curated record. Gene Ontology annotation, biological process: cell migration; animal organ morphogenesis; substrate adhesion-dependent cell spreading. Gene Ontology annotation, cellular component: laminin trimer.
AUGGCCCAAAAGGAGAUAUUCGCAUUGUUAGUCCUCAUGUUGGUAGUGCCAGCUCACUUCCAGGAAAGGUGCGACGGGAGCCUUUGCUACCCCAGCCUGGGUGAUCUUAUGGUAGGCCGUGCUGCCCAACUCUCCGUGUCAUCCACCUGCGGCCUCAAUGGACCUCAGAACUAUUGCAUCUUGGGAUACCUGGAGAAUGAACAGAAAUGCUUCACUUGCGACUCCAGAAGACCCUAUAACAGGUUCAACAACCCUUACAGCCACCAAAUCGAGAAUAUCAUCACCACGUUUGCACCAGAGCGUAAAAUGAGAUGGUGGCAGUCUGAAAAUGGUGUGCAACAAGUCAGCAUUCAACUGGACCUUGAGACAAUGUUUCAAUUUAGCCAUUUAGUGCUGACCUUCAAGAGUUUCCGGCCAGCUGCGAUGCUUGUGGAGCGGUCUAAAGACUUUGGCCACACCUGGAAGGUAUUUAGAUUCUUUUCUGCAGACUGUGUUAACGACUUCCCUGGGGUGUCAAAAGAGCCAGCAGCCACCAUCGAUGACCUCAUCUGUGAUAGCCGCUACUCUGGAGCUGAACCCUCUACUGACGGCGAGGUUGUGUUCAAAGCUCUGGACCCCAGCUUUCACAUUGACAAUCCGUAUAACCCAACUGUUAAAGAACUCAUUACCAUGACUAACCUGCGGGUGAACUUCACACGUCUGUUCACCCUGGGAGACAAUUUGCUGGGGCGACGCAGGAGGAACCCCCAGGAUAAAUACUACUAUGCCCUCUAUGAGAUGGUGGUCAGGGGCCGCUGUUUCUGCAAUGGCCAUGCCAGCCAGUGCAUGCCUGUUUAUAGUACCCGCGGGGAUAUCUUCACUGAGCCUGGCAUGGUACAUGGGCGAUGUGUAUGUCAACACAACACCAUGGGGGAUAACUGUGAGAAGUGCCAGGACCUUUACAAUGAUGCCCCCUGGAGGCCAGCUGGAACCACUAACCCACAUGUUUGCAAAAGGUGUAACUGUAAUGGACACUCAGAGCGGUGUCACUUUGACUUCGAGCGUUACAAGGCCACUGGGCAGGUCAGUGGUGGUGUGUGUGAUGACUGUAGAAACAACCGAAUGGGUCCGCAGUGUGAGCAGUGCCAGUUGUACCACUUCCGGGACCCUCAGCGCUCUUUAGAAGACCCUCACGCCUGUAUAUCUUGUACCUGUCACCAAGCAGGGUCUGUAGAUGGAGGGUUAUGUGACCCAGUGAGUGGUCGAUGUGUGUGCAAGCAGAACGUAGAGGGUGAACACUGUGACCAAUGCAAGUUCGGCUUCUACGGACUCAGCCAGGAUGACCCCAGAGGUUGUCGGAUGUGUAGGUGUAACCUCUUGGGCACUAUACGCACAUCCCCAUGUGACCAGACCACAGGCCAGUGUAUUUGUGAGCAUUUUGCCUAUGGACCAGAGUGCGACCAGUGUGUACCAGGAUACUGGGGUCUAGGAAAUACUGUUUUUGGCUGCUUACCUUGUGACUGUGACAUAGGAGGGGCCUUUAGUACCACGUGCUCCCCAUCAAGUGGACAGUGUCAGUGCAGAGCCAAUAUGGUGGGACGCAACUGUAGUGAUCCUGCACCUGGUCACUUUCUGGCCCCUCUCGACUUCUAUCUCUAUGAGGCUGAAAAUGCCGUCCCUCUGGACUCGAAGUGCUCAUCGUACCUGGUGAGACCUACUGCUCCGCCUUUACCACCCGCCUCUCUCACAUCUGAAAAUCCCCACCCACGUCCUUACUGCUCUCCAGGAACCACAGUUCAAGAACCUUCUCCACUUCCUUAUUCUAAACCUGAACCACCAGACAAGGAGAUUUAUGACCCUUAUUACAACCAGCCUUUGCCCACUCUGGUGUAUCCCACUUCUACAUUUGCGUACCUCCAUGGCCCAGCGAAACAUGUCACUCUUCCCACCUGCAAGCAUUACUUCAGAAGUAUAGGUUAUGACUUUGUGUUUAGUGAUGGGAGGUUUGUGGUGGUCAAAGGCAAGAAACGUCAGGCUCGAAGGCGAAGACAAAACCAGGGCACCAUUUCUCUACAGCCUGGUUUGGCACAUCAGGUUAUCGUGCGACCACAUAUCCCAAAUGUAUCCGUCACUUGGACUGGACCAGGAUUUGUACGAAUUCAAGAUGGAGCAGGGCUCAGAUUCACUAUCACAAAUAUCCCAUUAACCCUGACCUAUCAUCUUCUUGUUCGCUAUGAGCCAGAGUUCACAGAUGACUGGACAGCCACUGUAACAUUUGUACCUUUAGGAUCUUAUGAUGGAAAUUGUCCAAUUGAAUCAUCUGAGAAAACUCUUACACUUCCCAAGACUGGCAGGGCAGCCACUUUGGAUCCUGCAGUGUGUCUGAGCUCAGGAACCCGGUAUCAUGUAGAUAUCACAUUUGAGAAACAAGGCGAUCCUGACCCAUACUGCAGCUCACAUAUUCUGAUUGAUUCUAUAGGACUUGUUCCAAAGAUGGAGUCUCUUCUAAAUUUCUGCUCUUUGGAAGCCCUGGCCCAGUAUCAGCACUAUCGCUGUGUGGAGUUGGGUGUCCAGCCAGGAGCAGGCACCAUACCUGAGGUGUGUGAACGCCUGGUGGCCAGCAUGUCGGCCUAUAUUCAUAACGGUGCAAUACCUUGCAAAUGUAAUCCUACUGGGUCAUUCAGUUCAUCCUGCAGUAGAUUUGGAGGACAGUGUGACUGCAAACCCAGUGUGAUUGGCCGUUGCUGUGACACUUGUGCCCCUUUAACCUUUGGGUUUGGGCCAAAUGGCUGUUCAUCAUGUCAGUGUGAACCAUCAGGCUCCAGAGCCGCAUCCUGUGACUCCAGAACUGGCCAGUGCCCAUGUCGUAAUGAGGCGACUGGACGACGAUGUGACCGUUGCUUGCCCGGAUACUAUGGUUUUCCUAAUUGCAGGCGUUGUCAGUGCAAUGGGCUGGCUGACCUUUGUGACCCUAUUACUGGAGUCUGUCUGGAUUGCCGUGAGCAUUCAACUGGGCCCAGUUGUGAAAGGUGUGUGGAGGGCUACUUUGGUGACCCAGUCUCCAGGGAUCCCUGCAUGCCUUGCCGGUGUCCUGAUGUGAAGGGUAGUGAACGAUUCUUUGCCCACUCCUGCAGCAAGGAUCCGAAUUCUUUAACCCCGACCUGUGAAUGCAAAACUGGAUAUGAAGGCCUUUACUGUGAUGUUUGUGCCUCUGGUUACUAUGGUAACCUGCUGUUGCCAGGCACUAGGUGCAAGGAGUGCCACUGCAACAAUAACAUUGCCCCCGAUGAUGCAGAGGCAUGUGAUGCUCUGACUGGUGAAUGCCUCCGCUGCUUGUACAACACGCAGGGGACUCACUGCCAGACAUGCAGACCUGGUUACUAUGGCAAUGCACUGCUUCAGAAUUGCCAAGAGUGCUCUUGUGACCGAUGGGGUACAGAUGCAACUCAGUGCCCACUGGGCAGUCCCUGUUUCUGUGAUCAGGUGACUGGGCAGUGCCCGUGCCAUGUUGGCGUAGUGGGAGUCCUGUGUGAUAGGUGUACAGAUGGAUACUGGAAUAUGAAUGGAGAUUCAGGGUGUCAGCCCUGCAACUGUCACCCAGGACACUCUGUCAACAAUCUGUGUGACCAGAUCACAGGCCAGUGUCCCUGUGAGCCAGAAUAUGGUGGCAAAGAGUGUGGUGAAUGUGCAUCAAAUUACUUUGGAAACCCAGAUACUCUGUGCAUAUCUUGCGACUGUAACAUGCAGGGCUCCAUCUACCCAGGCUGUGACCCUUACACUGGCGAGUGUAUGUGUCAGCCAGGUGUGACUGGUGUUUUCUGUGACCAGUGUGCACCAGGGCAUGACCCAGCCUUCCCUGACUGCAAGCCCUGCCACCCCUGUUUCCUACUGUGGCAAGAAAUUAUUACUAGUGUUUCAAGGGCUACUGAAACAGCGCUCUCCCUGGUCCCUGCUCCUGGGGAGCUGCAGCCCAGCGACACAAGCCUGCUGGAGUGCAUGGAGGAACUGAAGACAAAGCUGGAGAACCUGGCUAGCCCACUGGGCCAUGGCAAGGAUGAGCUGGGCAGCAUACAGAUGUUUCUGAAUCAAAUCAGAAAUAUAAUAGAAACUGUAGAUCCAUACAUAAUUAUCAUUGACUCAACUCAGUUGCUGGACACUGACAUUAAUAACAUCCAUCAAGAAUUCACAAGGCUCCUAGACGAACUGCAGUGUAAAUUUAAAGAAGCCCCCAAAACAGAUAUAAAGGCACUGAAUGACACCCUGGAGAAAAUCCGAAAGUUCCAUGCUACCUUCAUGAAAGAUGAAGAGCGGGUGAAGAAGGCUACAGAUGUUAUAUGGGUCUCCACGCAGACCCGGCAGGGCACUAAACGUGAUUUGACCAAAUGCCUGCAGACACCAUUGGAUGCCCUGGAGAAGAAGGUCAAGGCUCUCAGUGUGGCCAGACUCAAUGAGAAGAUCUGUGGAGCGCCAGGUAAAGAAGAGUGUGAGAAAGCCAAGUGUGGUGGUGCCCUGUGUGGGAAGUGCGGUGGACCAUCAUGCACUGGAGCCCUUCCUGUUAGCCGCGCUACCACAGAAAUAGCUCAGAAGACUGAAGCUGGCAUUCUCGACCUGCUCCGUAACAUCACAGAGGCAGACACAAAGAUCAAAGAAGUUAAGAUGAUAAAUGAAGAUAUCAAAGACAAGGCACAGAACAUGAAGAAUAAAAUCAACAACACUAUGAACAAAUUUGAGAAGGACAAGAAUAACAUUAAAAACUUAAUAAAGCGUGUCAGAGAAUAUCUGAGAGAAGAGACAAUGGAACAGGAAGACAUAGACACGGUAGCAUCUGCUGUGCUAGCUAUACAACUGCCCAGCUCUCCAGAUGGGAUCAGAAAGAUGAUUCAGGAUAUCCAGAUAAUGCUAUCCAAUUUUACACACUUUAAGGAGGAUGUGAAGUACUUGGAAGAGCAAACCAAAUUAGCCAAAGACAUAAAACAUACAGCAGAUGAAAUCCUGAACAGAACUAAUGAGUUUGAUGUCAGUGAAAUACAAAAGACCCUCAAAAAUACUGUCAGGCUCCAUGACAAGAUAAAGCAGGACCUGAAUGAGACAGAAAACAACACAAACGUUAUAGCUGAAAAACUUGACCAGAGCAUAGCAAAGAUAAACAAUGUCGAAGAUGAGCUCAACACAACUCAUGCCAAAAUGCUACUGCAGAAAAUUGAGGCUUUGAAGAAUAAAACUGAACUGAAUCGAGCUCAGGCAUUGGCAGCAAAUACUGAUGCUGGCGCCGCAUUAGGUAACGCCACAGGUGCUAGUAAGGAUCUCGAAGAAGUAGCAGAACAAUUUAAAAAACUGACUGACAAGAACACCACCAAGAGUGCUAACGACGAAGCUAAUGAGCGCCUGAAGAACAUAAAGAUGGAGGCAGAAAAUAUGGCAAAAGAUGUUGAGAAUAAAAUCAGUCAGAUUGAGGAAUUGGAGAAAAGGAUUCGGGACACAGCCGAAAGUAAGGAGAAUAAAAUGAGAGAUUUGGAUGAGCUCCGGGUACAGGCAGAGGAAUUAUGGAAUUACAUUGCUCAAAAAGUGGAGAACUACUUCCUGUGCACCAACUAG